This is a messenger RNA of Lindgomyces ingoldianus, 708 nucleotides long. RefSeq names its product DUF1754-domain-containing protein. The transcript has a single exon. Lineage: Eukaryota; Fungi; Ascomycota; Dothideomycetes; Pleosporales; Lindgomycetaceae. Gene Ontology annotation, cellular component: nucleolus. The record is from RefSeq and is a predicted model, not a curated record. The coding region runs from base 30 to 461 and encodes 143 amino acids.
CACCAACCCACCACUGCACAAACACCACUAUGACGUCCUCGGACUACACAACCGCAUCAGGCGGCGCCCUCAAACUAAAAGGCAGCUCAGGCAUCGAAAAGAAGAAGAAGAAGAAGAAGAAGAAAAAGAAGCCCGCUACGGACUCUGACCCCACACUCCCCGUCUCAGCCUCCACUGAAUCCAAACUCUCCUCCGAAUCCAACACCCCCAAAGAGCACACAUCUGCUUCUGCAACACCGCAACUGGUUUCCCCGAAAGAUUUUGAGAGAGAAUUGCGCGAAUCAGGAGGCAGGCAGAAAACGGAGGCCGAGAAGCGUCAUGAGGAGCGGAGGAGGAAGAUGUUAGAUGAAAGGCUGAAGAGGGAGGGCGUGAAAACACAUAAGGAGAGGGUGGAGGAGUUGAACCGGUAUUUGAGUGGGUUGAGUGAGCAUCAUGAUAUGCCCAAGAUUGGACCUGGCUAAGGUGCAAUGGGCUGAAGAUGCGGGGAUGGUGGAAUGGCAGGGUGCCAGGUCCUGGGGGUGGGUGAAUGAGAACAUGAAGGAAACAUGGGUGAGCAGGCGCAUAUGGCUUUCACAUUAGCAGGGAAUUUGGAGUCUAUUUGAGGAAUAAACCCUUGCAUUCUAGGUACUGUCCAAGGCUGGAUCUGCGAACGGUAUUUGCCCACUUAUCCUUGAAGUUUUAACAGGAUUACAAUCAUAAGUACAAUCA